Molecule: messenger RNA, 1293 nt
Organism: Ascochyta rabiei
Lineage: Eukaryota; Fungi; Ascomycota; Dothideomycetes; Pleosporales; Didymellaceae
Exons: 1
Coding region: 1-1293 (430 amino acids)
Source: RefSeq, a predicted model, not a curated record
AUGCGUCAACACUUUCUGACUGGGGUGACUACUGUUGUUUUAUCAUCCAUAGUACAUGCUCAAUUGCCUCCUUCACCAGAGGACUACUGGCAGGUAUCACCCCCUAUCAACUACUCCGAACCCCUCUACGCAGGCUGGCCCCAGCUCAAGGUCGACGCCGAGGUCCUAGUCUACAAGGGUACAGAUAUCAAUCGCACCUACGCUCACCACCCGGAGUUAUAUCACAAUGGCAAGAGGACCUUUCUCAUGUAUUCAACAGCGCCCAUCGAUGAAGACGCUACAGGCCAGGACGCUUGGCUGUCAACCUCCACAGACGGUGGCUUCAGCUGGUCAAAGGGCUAUCCCAUACUGCCAGACGCACUGCUACCCAACCAAACCAGUCCUGCUAACUACACCUACUGGUGCGAUAACCGUAUAUGGCAGCGAGCCCAUCACCCCGUGGCAUGGGUACCAAUUGACAGGAAGACCCUGUACGCCGUAUCCCAAACGACUCUCCGCUAUUGCUGGGGCGAUGACGCAAAAGGAACAAAAGCUGCAGGCCGCAUCGCUCGAGUCAUUGACAAGGCUGGAAACCCAGUAGGCGACCCAUGUUGGACUUCGCAGAACAACUGGACAGAAGUCGUCCGCUUCAACGAAACCAUAUACGGCCAAUAUGGCAUGAAGUUCUGCAAACACGCCAAACAGAUCGAAGCGUACCUCAAGGAGCCAGCAAAAGUACCGGCGUGGGGCACCUGGUUGUACCAAACAAAGUUGUUCGCUGCGGUUGGCGCCCACGACAUGCAAGAACCAACACACUCGGUCUGGUUCGGUAACAAAGUCGGUGGCUACUGGGAGCGUUUCUGGCGUGACAUCUCAGGCUCCGACAUCAUCAGCACAGCUGUUUGGGUUGAGCACACCAGUUCGCGCAAGGGCGACGAGUGGUACCCCAAGGUGGAGAAGCAGCUUGGUAACCAGAUCUUCAAAACCAACAUACCAGAUGUGGGUAGUAAGCAGCACUUAGGCCUGCUGCCGAACGGAGACCGUUACCUCGUCCACAACCCACGCAACAACACGGAGAGAUACCGCCAACCGCUCACUAUUGCCACGUCGCGGAGGAGUAACGGGUGUUAUACUGGCAUUGGAGUGCUGAGAACAAACGCUAGCACGGUCAUUGCACCAGAUACGAGGAAGCUGAAGAGACUCAUGUUCAGCUACCCCACGGCAAUCAUAGUGAACGGGAAGCUGGUGGUGGCGUACAGUGAGAACAAGGAGAACAUUUGGGUCAGCGUGGUGGAUCCAAAGAACUUGCAUUAA